Pogoniulus pusillus (Red-fronted tinkerbird) is the source of this 5624-nucleotide messenger RNA. RefSeq names its product zinc finger FYVE-type containing 28 (gene ZFYVE28). Gene Ontology annotation, biological process: negative regulation of epidermal growth factor-activated receptor activity. Gene Ontology annotation, molecular function: metal ion binding. The transcript is spliced from 14 exons. The record is from RefSeq and is a predicted model, not a curated record. NCBI's taxonomy places the organism in Eukaryota, Metazoa, Chordata, Aves, Piciformes, Lybiidae. Gene Ontology annotation, cellular component: early endosome membrane. Bases 344 to 3232 code for a protein of 962 amino acids.
UUGCGUGGGGAGGGCGCCGCUGCCGGCCGCGCAAUGGUUUGGGGUCUGUCGGCGCGGCGCGGAGCCCUGGCUGCCGGCGGCUGCUCCUCUUUGCGCUGAGGCAGCGGCGCCGCGCCUCCGCAGCGCUUGCAGCCUCUGCCCUCGGGAGCGGCGGGCAUCAGUAGCAGCCGGAGACGACGACGGCUAACGAGGAGGAGAAAGAGCAGGAGAAGACUGCGGCGAUCCGGCGAAGCCUCCCGGCGAGGGGCAGGGCUCGCCCCGGUUCCCGGAGCGGCGCGGGCGGGGAACCGGCAGCCCCGUGGCAACGCGCGGCGACGGCGGUGCCGUGGCAGCGGCCGCGGUGAUGAUGAAUAGGUUCAGAAAGUGGCUCUACAAACCCAAGAGAACAGACCCACAGCUCCUUGCUCAGUUCUACUAUGCUGAUGAGGAACUAAAUCAAGUAGCAGCUGAACUGGACAGUUUGGAUGGCAGGAAAGACCCACAGAGAUGCACGCUGCUAGUCAACCAAUUUCGCUCUUGUCAGGAUAAUGUUUUGAACAUCAUCAAUCAAAUCAUGGAUGAAUGCAUUCCACAUGAAAGGGCCAACCGGGACUUCUGUGUCAAGUUUCCAGAGGAAAUUCGCCAUGACAACCUUGCGGGACAGCUUUGGUUUGGAGCAGAAUGUUUGGCUGCUGGUUCAAUUAUUAUGAAUCGUGAAAUUGAGAGCAUGGCAAUGAGACCCUUGGCCAAGGAUCUGACCCGGAGCCUGGAGGAAGUUAGAAAUAUCAUUCGUGACCAGGCCUUGAGGGAUUUGAACCUCUACACAGAAAAAAUGAAAGAUUCACUGAAGCAUUUUGAUGUCCUUUUUGCAGAAUUUGAAUUGAGUUACGUGUCUGCCAUGGUACCUGUGAAGUCUCCAAAGGAAUACUAUGUACAGCAAGAGGUGAUUGUACUUUUCUGUGAAACUGUGGAGAGAGCUUUAAGGCUUGGAUACCUCACUCAAGAUAUGAUUGAUGACUACGAACCAGCUUUAAUGUUUACAAUUCCAAGAUUAGCCAUUGUAUGUGGCCUUGUUGUCUACUCUGAAGGACCAUUGAACUUGGACCACAAACCUGAAGAUAUGUCUGAACUCUUCAGACCUUUUCACACUUUACUAAGAAAAAUUAGGGACCUGCUGCAGACGCUGACUGAGGAUGAGCUGCACACACUGGAACGUAACCUCUGCAUCUCUCAAGAUGUGGAUUUUCCUGUCAGAGCAGAUCCUGAAGUUCCCUCUGUCAUUGCACCAGGCAUAACGGCCACACUGCCUGCUAAAGAGCUUUCAGCAAAAGCUGAAAAUACGGAGGCUGAGCUGGCUUGUUCCAUGCAGUAUGAUGAACAGGAGUUGGAGCAGCUGAACAGGAUGGUACACAGAGUUGGAGAUGAAAUGUCUUCUCUACUUUCCCCUCCAAGCAUCUGCCAGUCUCCAGCACACAGACCUAGUCUAAGAAAUAGUUCCAGCACAGAAGCUUCACCAACAAGACACCAUCUUGAAAAUUUAACUGAUGAAGAGGACAGAGUUUUUUUUAUGGAUGACCUAGAUGGAGCAGGAGAAGCUCUUGCUGGGUUGGAUUCAGUAAGUGACACUUUUGCUUGGGUGAAUAACCCUUGCCACGAUUCGAAACAGAACCUGCAGUACAGAGAUGCUUUGCUGUACGAGAACGGCCAGCAGACAGAGUCGUCUCUGCUUUUAAAAGAUGCUGAAAGUGACCUAAGCAAUAACAACAACGUUGAAGACAGCAAACAGAUGUCUGCCAUUGCAGUUCAGAAUUCCUGCAGCUGUCUAGAAGGUCCAGACUCACAGUUAUACCUCAAUGGCUGGGAUGCCUAUGCUGAUGAUGCAGAAAUGGCAGAGAUGAUAGCUCACAGGACAGGGGGGAUGAAAAUAUCUGCCACUGUAAUAUUCAAUCCCAAAUCUCCCUCUAGCUCAGAAUCCCCAGUAACAACUCCUGAAGCAGCUAUUAAUUGUGUUCCUGGAUCUGCUAAUCCAUUAGCAAAUGAGGAGGAGGACGAAUCCCAUAAACUCAGUAUGGCUGCCACAAACUGUCUAAUUAAUUCUUGUGUGUGUUGUGGCAGCUGUGAAGACAGCAGGGAGGACAGUGUUGAAGGUUUAAAGACUAAACAUUCUGCAGUAGGUGUUGUAAAUGCUUCAUACACAUUAGUAAAGUCUAAGGAAAUGGACCAUGUAGAUAGCGUGGAUGGUUCAGUCCCUUCCCAGGAAACAUUACAGCCCGAAAGCUCUGCUUUGUUAGCAGAAAGAGACUUUGGCAGAGAAGAGCAGAAACUGCCAAUCUCCUCUAAGUGCCUGGCACAUUCCUCAGGUUCACAGGUAGGAGCAGAAAAUGACUCACAAGGAGAAGCAGAGAGAAUCUCAAAUCAGCAGAAGAGGUGGGAGAAGAGAAAACAACUCUGUGAGAAAAAACUAGACAGCACUGAAGACACCAGUAGUGAAAGGACAGCGAAGGAGGACGUCAAGUCAAGAUCUAGUUCAAGUUCUCAGGAUGGCUUACGUGAUUCCCCCCUCAGCUCCAUCUCCAGCAGUGACUAUGAGAGUGUUUCUGUCACUACAUGUAGUGUCUCCAGCAUAUACGCUCUGAGCAGCAGUUUAAUGACAAGUUCUUGUUCAUCUGAUGACAUUGAUCAGGAAGAAAUCCAGCUGGCUCUGCAGGCUGCUAAAAUUGCCACACGAGAAAAGAUCCGCUCCAGAUUUCACGGCAGUAAUGAUCUUAUUCACCGCCUCUUUGUCUGUAUCUCAGGUGUUGCUGACCAGCUGCAGACAAACUAUGCUAGUGAUCUGAGAAGCAUCUUAAAGACCUUGUUUGAAGUUAUGGCAACCAAACCUGAAACCGAAGACAAGGAGAAGCAAAAGAAAGUUAAUCAGGGUUUAAGGAAUGCAGCAUUGGAAGACUGUGCUUUGUGUCAAGAAAGUAUUUCAUCCUCAGAGCUGGCAGCGAAAGCCAGAGAUGGGGACUUUGAAGAUCCUCCUGACUGGGUUCCAGAUGAAGUCUGCAGCUACUGCACUGCGUGCAAGGCUCCUUUCACAGUCAUUCGCAGGAAACACCACUGCCGGAGCUGUGGCAAGAUCUUCUGUUCCCGCUGCUCCUCUCACUCUGCUCCAUUACCUCGUUAUGGUCAGAUGAAGCCUGUCCGUGUUUGCACUCACUGUUACAUGUUCCAUGUCACUCCUUUCUAUAGUGACAAAGCUGGUAUCUGACAUAUUAAACUACUGGUGUGUCUUCUGGACUGAGAGAUUUGACCUAAGCCAAGAUAUUAACUUGCAAGAGGGACCCCGUGAGGGCACGGAGGCUGUGACAUCCAUUGUUAUAAAUUUUGUACAGACAGUUUUUAUUGCAUUUUACAAAGCUGCUAAAGGGAAGUAUGAAGUGGCUGCAGCUCUGAGGCUGCACUACAGUCUUCCAUGAAUUUAUAACAUUCAUGUUACGAUGCCAUAUGCAGAACAAAUGCACUGUGGGGAAGGAAAUAGGGCUCAGAAUCGAACAAGCGUCGCUGCUUAUCUUACAUGCUUAGGAGCAGAGUAACAAAUCCAUCCCAGCAAAUCCAAAUCCCAAAGCUCAGACACUUGUGUGCUCACCAGAAAACCAGCAUGGCUGUGAGUGGCAGCACUCUCCCUGCUGCAGUUUCACUUUCCCAUUACUGGGUUUUUCUUUUACUGCCUAUGCUAAGCAAAACUAUUUCCGAUCCAUAUUACAAAGGCAAAAUUGUCUUUGAAUCACAUAGGAAGCGCUGAGGGUUCUGGAGCAGUUAUAUUCCUAUUGCCUUUCAUUUACUGAGCAGAGCAAUAACUCCCAGUUGUCUUCUUUUAAAAAAAAAUCAAGUUUUACAACUUCUAAUUCCAUCUCUUAGAGGCUUGGAAAUAUUUGUUAUCUGCAUCAUUUCUGCUGAAUCCUCCUAGAAAUUCUGUGGUAUGCUCUUGUUAUCUCAGCAUUGAAAACUUAAAGUUCUGAGGAAAUAGGUACCAAAUGGACAAAUUCAUAUCAAAAGACUUCCUUUUGAAAGGGGUUAGCAGCAGCAAAAUUGAGGAGAAGUGAUUAAAUUAUUUCUCCCAUAGUGAGUUUAAGUGUUUUGGGGGGGUAGAUGUUUGUUUGCCUUCAAAUUUGGUUUUUUUUCCUUGAAAACCCAUGGUGCCAUUCUCAAACCUAUGGAUCAGUUCUCCAAGCCCAUGGGGCCAUUCUGAAACUUAGGAAUCCAUUCUCCAAGCCUGUGGGACCAUUCUGAAGCUCAUGGGGCCACUCUCUAAGCCCCCGGAGCCACCCUCCAAGUCUCUGGGUCCACUCCAUGAUUUUUAGAAAGACAAAUAUGUAAUGAGAUACUCCAAAGGUCCUACAGAAUGGUCAGCCAGGGAAAAGGGGACUUGUCCACGUUUGUCACAGUCCCUGUGUAAGGUAUUCCACACUGGUCCUUUCGCUCAUGCUGCCAACUUGGGAGCUGUUUGCAUCCAUCUUUAUCUCUGCUUUGAGAGGAUAGAAAGGAGACUCACACAGAUUCAUGCGAUGGUCUUGCGCCAACUGCUUGCUAUAAGAGCUCCCUGAGCACUGGGGUUUUGAGGGCGUUUGGACACGCUUUGAGUUAGCCACAUGAAAAGCCAGGCAGGGUGUGCUGUGGUUGCAGGGGGAGAGGCCGAUCAAGGGCCCUUUGCUGGGUCCCCUUUCCUGCCCGGCGGUGUUGCGCUCCGAGAGCGAUAAACGCAAAAGGCUGAGGAAGCUGCUGGCGGUGUCAUGCUGGAGAAAGGUCACCCUGCAGAGGGAUGCAGCAAAACUGGCCAGUGUUGAUUGUUCCUGUCAUUAUUCCUGUUGGGGGACACAUUCCUUUGAAGUGGUUUAAUAUUCGAUGUUACUGAGCCAUAGAAGGGUACAAGAGUUUGUCACUCCUGUCGUUUUGAGUCGGAGGAAUCGGCUUCACUUAGUUUCUGUGUAAUGCACAAGCCUUAUGAUGCUGUUUGCACAGUGUCAGCUAUGAUGUGGUUAUCCUCACCUUAUUUAUAUUUUUAUUAUUGCUAUUGUUGUUAUUGUUUCCAUGAAAUCCUUCCCAGUGGAGUCUUCAGAGUGUCGGCACUCACCAGAGGUCGGCAAGGUGUAGGGCUGGGUGAUUGGUGGGAAGUGGGUGACGUGGGUGCAAGCAACGAUCCUUAUUCAGGCUUAAAUCUCAGGCUUCACAUUGCAAUGAUUAUUGCAGUUUUAUUUUUAGAGGAAAAAAACAAAAAGAAUGAAAAAAAAAAUCCCCACAUCUAAAAGAACCCAACAGAUUUAAUGCUUCUUUUAUAGGAUUAAAUUAAACAAGUGCGAGAAACUUCAGUUGUGAAAGAAAUAUGCACAAAAAGUUGCUUCUGUGGAAAGGAAAAGAAUCUUAUUUAAUGGACUGACUAUUUAUUCGAGCUCGUUUUUAUUUUGUAAAUGCUGUAAUUCAGAAUCAUUUCCAUAAAUAUGAUAUUUAAAGAUCUCAGACACUAUAGUUUCUUAUGUAAAUACAGACUCCUAUUUCUCUUACUGAAAAGCACAAUGACUAUAUCAAUACUAAUAUACGUUUGCCUCAAGGAAGACUUUCAUCUUGUAAUCUCCUCAAGAUAAUUAAAGUGUCAGGACUUUCUA